Hyalella azteca is the source of this 2594-nucleotide messenger RNA. Its product is annotated as cytochrome b5-related protein. Gene Ontology annotation, biological process: lipid metabolic process. The transcript is spliced from 6 exons. Gene Ontology annotation, molecular function: heme binding. The coding region runs from base 65 to 1495 and encodes 476 amino acids. NCBI's taxonomy places the organism in Eukaryota, Metazoa, Arthropoda, Malacostraca, Amphipoda, Hyalellidae. Gene Ontology annotation, cellular component: mitochondrion. The record is from RefSeq and is a predicted model, not a curated record.
AACUAUCCUCUUUAUAACUUCAUUGUGAAAUUCAUAUAGUUUUUAGCCUGGCUAAGUGCACAACAUGGCACCUAGCGUGAGUGCCAGAUCGUCGCAGAAUUUUGCUUGCCUUGCGAGCGACGGCCGGAAGAAUCCAACUCCAGGGUUUCGUGUCGACUGCCCGACAGGUCGGGAAGAUGGAAUUAAGAGCAAGACGGGCGAUGCUUGGAUCGCUGGGAAACGGAUUGAUGAUGACAUAGGAAGCCUGUGGAGGAUUCACGACAAGCUCUACGACCUCACCAACUUCAUUGCAAAACAUCCAGGAGGUCGGUUUUGGCUGGAGACGACGCGCGGCACGGACAUCACGGAGGCGUUUGAGUCUGCCCACGUCAACCCCGCCGUGGCGAAAAUGUUGCCCAAGUUCUACGUGAGGGAAGCAACCAACAAGAGAAACUCCCCCUACACUUUCCAUGAGGACGGCUUCUAUAAAACUCUGCAGAGGAAGGUAUGGCCCAUCCUGAAGAAGAUUGGAACAGGACCCAACCUGAAGAUCAGGCUCCUCAUGGACUCCUACGUAGCCAUCUUCUUGGCACUGCUGGUGACAGCGUCGCUGUAUCACUCUUACCUAGCGGCCUGCGGUGCCGGUGUGGUAUUGUGGAUGAUUUGUGCGUUGUCGCACAACUUCUUUCACCAAGCAGACAACUUCCGGAUGUACUACUUUGACUUGUCACUGAUGGCUUCCGCUGAGUGGCGGAUCACGCAUGGACUGUCGCAUCACUUGUUCACCAACACGCUCUACGACUUCGAGAUAUCUGUCCUGGAACCAGCAAUGCGCUUCUUACCAGAUCCUCACAAGCACAUCAUGAACAAAUACGUGUCACCUGUAGCCUGCCACUUAGUGUUAUUGUUCGCAUUCUUCGUCAAUGGAUUCAAAAGGAUCGCUGCUAUAAUCAUGGGUACUCAUAAGCUAGUGUGGGCCAACGCACUACCGCUGGUAGAGUGCGCGCUCAUGAUGCUCGUCUCCGGGAGUGUUCAGACCGGCUUCAGCUUGUGGAUGGCGAUGGUGUUCUCAUCAAGCUUUUGCUUCUCAUGGAUCGGUGUUGUGGCCGCUCACCACCACCCUGAGAUCUACCACGCCUACGAUACCUUCAGGAGCGACCCUGACUGGGGGCUGUGCCAGUUAGACGCCGUGCGGGACAAAGUUGAAGUGACUGGAUCCCUUUUCCUGACAUCAAUUUCUUUUGGAGAUCACACUCUUCAUCACCUCUUCCCAACCGUCGAUGCUUCGAAGCUGCCUCAUUUGUACCCUGUAUUCCUCGAGACAUGCAAGGAAUUUAACGUGAAUUUCAGUUUUUUGCCCGCGAAGCAACUGGUUUGCGGGAUGUACACGCAGCUGUGCUCCAAUAAACCUAACCCUGAACCUCCGCGCUUCCCGCGAGAUCAACCACUUCUGCCUGAAGUUAUUCGCAAUAUGAUGGAAGAGGAUAAGGAUACCAAGUAUCAGAAAGAAAAAUGAGGCUCGCAAGAUGAAGGAGUGUAAUGAUGGUGAAAAAAGUUAGAAAGAAUCAAGUUAGGCAUUAAUCCCUCAAUGUGAUUAGGAUGUGCUCAUGACACAUUCUAAUCAAUGUGUCGGUGUAAUUAGGACAUGUUUCGGUGAAAAGUGAAAAAAAAACGAGUGAAAACAUGCGUUGUGCAAUAAUUAGUACAUUAAAUGGUAGUAGUGAAAAUUAUAUUAUACGAGAGUCAGAAGGUAUCAUCAAUUAUUCGAUAGGUUUUUAUGGCUCAUUAAUUGUUAUAGGUUGCGAGAGUAUACCUGCGAAAAUGAUGCGGUAAUUUUUGUGCAAAUUAUUCGCAUAUCAAUGCCGUUAAGUUGAACUUAAUGUCAUUAACUGGAAAAUGAUUUUAACGAUUAGGAAAACUGUUCCGUCUAAAAUGAUUUUUAAGAAGUAGGAAAACAGUUCCUUCUAAAAUUAAGUAAGAAAACUUUUCCGUCUAAAAUCGCACCCAUUGCAGACUGUAAUGUAAUGAGCAGCAAACCACAACCUGUAGUGCGUGCAUCACUUGUGAUACUCGUGAUACUUCGAGGUGGGACGCGCCCACAAAUUCGUAUUCACGGAUGAUGAAAUUAGUGAAUUAUUUUUCGUUUUACAAAAAUAUCUAAUUCCCAACAAAAAUGAUCCGGCAACCAUGUGCGACUGUUGCCACACUCUUCUUAAAGUUAAAUUCAAACGCGAAAAAUUAUAAAUAAUAUUGGUACAAAAUUUUGAAAUGUAACAAUGUUUAUGAAAUGGCGCCGGCGGCGCAGGUUUGGAGCAGCGGUCUCUGAUAAAUUUGGUUUGAUGUGUAUAAAUUUUUGCUCUGAAUUAUCUUCAGGAUGAGUAAAAAGUACUUAAAGUUAAGUCAAAUAUACUUUUUACACUUUGACGUUGCCACCUAAGAUAUGUUGGCCUUGGUCGCAAGAGGUCUGAUGCCUACAAGCUCCAGUCAGAUAAAACCGUUCACGCUGACUGUGCUUCUUACACAGCGAACAUUCUACUAGGCAACAAAAUCGAUUAUUUAUUACCGUAUUGUAUCUUCUAACUUGCAUAUGACAUAUAAUAAACCUUGUAAAGGAC